AUGAUAAGUUGUCAUACACAGGUAUAAGAUUAACUAUUUAAAUAUUUAUCACGUUAAUAUAUUAUGAUGAGUUGUCAUACACACCUAUAUAGAUCAACUAGUAUCUACAUACUAGGCAUGUCAAAAAUAUAUCCAAAAUAAAAAUAUAUAUCCAAAAUUAAAAAAUAUCUAAAUAUACAUGCACCCUAAACCGGUAUUAAAAACUUAUAUAAAGUGAGGCUAGCGUUACAAUUUCUUUCACAAACCCUAAAAACUCCCGUUAAAUACGAGGUAACAUCAAAUUAGCCGAGUAAAAUUAAAAAUUCAAUUGAAUUUACCAAGAGAAAGAAAAAAUGCAGAUCUUCGUGAGAACCCUAACUGGGAAAACUAUUACCCUUGAAGUUGAGAGCAGUGACACCAUUACCAAUCUCAAGUCUAAGAUCCAAGACAAAGAAGGGAUUCCACCAGAUCAGCAACGUUUGAUCUUUGCUGGUAAGCAGUUGGAAGAUGAACGUACUCUUGCGGAUUACAACAUUCAGAAAGAAUCGACUCUUCAUCUUGUGCUGAGGCUUAGAGGUGGCAAACCAAUGAAUAUCGAGCCAUCUUUGGUUCAAUUGGCUAAACAAUACAGGCAAAACAAGAUGAUUUGCCGCAGUUGCUAUUCUCGUCUACAUAGUAGGGCUACACAGUGCAGAAAGAAGAAAUGCGGGCACAGCACUGAUUUGAGACCUAAAAAGCCAUCUAAAUUUGUUUAAGCAAUCUUGCAUUUUAUGAUUGGAUUUACGGAGAAGAACGAGAUUUUUCACAGUGAUUGUUUUUAUUUUUUUAUUUAUUUUUUUAUAAUUAUGCAUUAAGACUUCCGUUAAUAUUUUGUCUUGUUAUUUUUCUCUUUUAGCUCCUUUUAUGGGCGUAUAAUACAUUAAUACAGUACUGUUUAAGUAUAAAUUCUGACGAUUAUCAGAACACUUAUUCCUUCGAUUGUUUACUUUACGCUUU
Molecule: messenger RNA, 975 nt
Organism: Chenopodium quinoa (quinoa)
Lineage: Eukaryota; Viridiplantae; Streptophyta; Magnoliopsida; Caryophyllales; Amaranthaceae
Product: ubiquitin-like
Exons: 5
Coding region: 333-734 (133 amino acids)
Biological process (GO): translation; protein ubiquitination; modification-dependent protein catabolic process
Cellular component (GO): ribosome; nucleus; cytoplasm
Molecular function (GO): protein tag activity; structural constituent of ribosome; ubiquitin protein ligase binding
Source: RefSeq, a predicted model, not a curated record